AAAUCCGUUUUACAGAGCGAUAUUUUAGUUGGGUAUUUCCUUUGUGCGCCAUUUUAAUUUCUCAGCCAAGCCGACGGACAGGCAAGCAGUUAGAAAGUCCCAUAGCUCUUGUUUGUUUUCUAAAAGAAACUUGAGAAAAUGUCGGAGGAGAAAAAGGACGAGAUCAAGCCAGAAAGCAGUGAACACAUUAACUUGAAAGUUACUGGACAAGAUGGCAGUGUAGUGCAUUUCAAGAUCAAGAAAAACACACCUUUGAGGAAACUGAUGUCUGCAUACUGUGACAGAGCUGGGUUAAAACUUGGUGUUGUGAGGUUUAGGUUUGAUGGAAAUCCCAUAAAUGAAACAGACACACCUUCAGGGUUGGAUAUGGAAGAUGGCGACAGUAUAGAUGUAUUCCAACAACAGACGGGAGGGUUAUUGUGAGAAUAACACAAAACAAACAAUGUAGUGUGAGUGAUUAAAGCAAAGUGGAGACAAAAUGAUGGUGCCUGAUCUUCAUCUAUCAUCUCAUCUUGUUAAUAAUUCAUCAUGUUCUUCAUUGGCACCAGUGUGGCUGAUGGCUACUGCAAAGAAAGCACCUCUAGCAAUCAUGGGACGUCCACACUCAGUGUCGCCAGCUUGAUUUGUUUUUAUGUUCUGUAUAUAGUUUAUAGACAUUUUGAAAAAAAAACAUUCUGAUAAAAACUAUAGAUACUUGUGAAAAGUUGAUUAUUAUACUAAAAUUGAUGGGCUCCUUGGAAUCUUCUGAGUGACUGUCCACUGCUGUGAAUUUUAUGUUUACCUCAUUAUCUAGGACAUUUGCCUGAAUAUUAAACCCCCAUCUACUACCAAACUCUGAAUCAAGUUGAAUUGCCCAUCUAGUCUAAUUAAUCAAGAUUUUGUAUCUUAAUUCUGUUUCAACAAAGAUCUUCUAUCCCAAUAUUCCCAGUGAGUGAUUUUAAUGUUUUAAUGUUUGUUUUCCUAUAGUAUGUAUCUGGUGUCCAUGUUUUAACUCUUGUACUUUAUAAAAGAUAAUGAAAAUUUUCCAAGUCCUGUCUGACUAUGAAUUUUUAGAAUGUUAGAAGAAUAUCUCUGAACAUUACAGGGGCCAGGAACUGGGACAGAAUCAGAGAAUGGUUGAUGUGAUGGUUGUUAUUUUAAUUCAUUAACAUGAUUGUUUGCAAUAUGUUGUAAAAACAGUGUAAUUCAUUUCUCACAUUUGUCAGUAAAAGUAUACAAGUUUU
Messenger RNA from Saccostrea echinata, 1223 nucleotides. Its product is annotated as small ubiquitin-related modifier 2-like. The record is from RefSeq and is a predicted model, not a curated record. Gene Ontology annotation, molecular function: protein tag activity; ubiquitin-like protein ligase binding. NCBI's taxonomy places the organism in Eukaryota, Metazoa, Mollusca, Bivalvia, Ostreida, Ostreidae. Gene Ontology annotation, biological process: protein sumoylation. Bases 139 to 423 code for a protein of 94 amino acids. The transcript is spliced from 4 exons. Gene Ontology annotation, cellular component: nucleus.